GCGGGGGGGAGGAGAUGGCCGCAGCGGCCGCCGCGGCGUGCAGGCGCGGCCUGCUCCUGCACAACCAUCACCACCAGUGGCCGACGCGGUGGGCCGGCCCCGCCGCCGCCCGCAGCAUCUCGCAGCUCGUCAAGACCAACGGCCGCCGCGCCUUCCUCGUCGACACCCUCGCCCUGGUGAGGAAGCUGGAGUCGCAGGGCGUCCCGACCAAGCAGGCGGAGGCCAUCACGUCCGCCAUCACGGAGGUCCUCAACGACAGCCUCGAGAGCAUCUCCGAGUCCUUCGUCUCCAAGGCCGAGAUGCAGAAGAGUGAGAUGCUGCAGGAGGCCAAUAUCUCCAAGUUCAAGUCGCAAGUGCAGAGCUCGCAGGAAAACCAUUUCUCUUUGUUACAGCGGGAGACUGAAAAACUCCGUGGAGACAUUGAUAAGAUGAGGAGUGAACUGAAGUAUGAGAUUGACAAGGUCACUGCAGGGCAGCGGUUGGAUCUGAACCUUGAAAGAGGGCGCAUACGUGAUGAGCUCGCCAAGCAGAAUGAAGAAACCACAGAUCUCACCACAAAGCUUGACAAGGAAAUUCAUUCACUGAAGGCCCAGCUGGAGGCAGCAAAGUAUGAUGUCAUCAAAUACUGCAUAGGUACCAUCGUUUCGAUAUCAGCCGUUGGACUCGCCGUUCUCCGCAUCGUGAUGUGAACCCGAACACAUGUUCUUUCGUUUACCCAUUUAUCCAUGGAGGCCACAAAGAGGAUAGUUCCGAUUCUGUUCCUAGUUUUUUCAAUGGGGGCAAAACUUGGUCAGGGGAAUGCUGUAACAUCUGUAAGAUAGAUCGACCUGCAGAAGGAAUAUACAACCGAAAUGAUUCUUUACCUGUGCUUGAGCUUUGUGGUAUUGACGCUUAACUAGCAUGCUUCCCCAGUCUCUGCCGACGCGGAAGUCACUGUUGUGUUGCAAUUAACACGCUGUGGACAUCUAAUCCUAGCAAUGAAGGAAGACUUGAUA
Messenger RNA from Triticum dicoccoides, 995 nucleotides. RefSeq names its product protein FMP32, mitochondrial-like. Bases 15 to 689 code for a protein of 224 amino acids. The transcript is spliced from 7 exons. Lineage: Eukaryota; Viridiplantae; Streptophyta; Magnoliopsida; Poales; Poaceae. The record is from RefSeq and is a predicted model, not a curated record. Gene Ontology annotation, cellular component: mitochondrion.